AUGGAGAGCGAGAUAUUAUGCAAGUUCUGUAGUAAAAUUAAUUUCGAAGCAUUAAGAAAUCCCUUGAUUUCAGACUUGCCUGCUCUUCAAAAAGGUCGAGCAGAUACUACCCGACAUCCUUUCAAAGAUAAACGGGACGAUGCUCACAAGCCUACCUCACUCGGCACAUUUGGUGACAUUCUCCAGAGGAGGAAGAUAUGUCGGUUGUGUCAAGUUAUUGGAGAUGCUCUAAGCCGACACACUCCAGGUCAGCUACUUGAAACAGACGUCUGUGAUGCGGAAACAUCUUUCUUCGGUGUGUACCGCGACCCACAAGGGAAGCACUAUUGGAUCCGUCGGCUGUCCAUCUUGGUCGAGAUUGGAACUGAUGCAUACAAUAUCGGUGGCCCGAAGAAAAGCCUAUUUUUUGCUUUCCAGGCAUACAACAUCGGUGCAGCGACUCUCCAAGUUGACGGAAAUUUCUUAGACACUCAGCCUAGUACUAAUAUGAUGAUAUUCGGAGGCCGUCGGCGCCCGCUUCAGCUCGAUCUCCAGUGGGUACGCCGAUGGAUUAACAUCUGUGGCACGGAUCACGGCGACUCUUGCAAGCGAGCUGAUGUAGGCUUAGGAAGCACGCUCGAAAUAAUCCGCCUUAUCAAUGUAAACAACAGAUGCAUCGUCACCUUGACAGGCGUUCAGCUUUCAGCCUAUCAAUAUAUAGCUCUUAGCUAUGUAUGGGGAGGGCCACAGAAACUGAGCCUUACCAGGUCUAAUAAGGAUAAGAUGGCACAACCGGGAUUUUGGACAAAAACCUACCACAAACAAUAG
This is a messenger RNA of Daldinia decipiens, 807 nucleotides long. RefSeq lists its product as uncharacterized. NCBI's taxonomy places the organism in Eukaryota, Fungi, Ascomycota, Sordariomycetes, Xylariales, Hypoxylaceae. The coding region runs from base 1 to 807 and encodes 268 amino acids. The transcript has a single exon. The record is from RefSeq and is a predicted model, not a curated record.